CCGUCUGGAUUGGAGCUGAGGCGUCUGUGAACCGAGGGCGGCCGCAGUCCUCUGACCUGGGCACCACAGCUCUGUCUCUCCGGACUCAGGAACGUGUGGUGGAGUCCAUACCCUCCGAAGCGGCUCAGCAACGUCCACUGCGCACCUGAUCCACCUACUUUGAUGCAGCAGUGAAGAGCCCGGGGUCCCUAGCUCCCCGAAAAACACCUGCAGGGUGUGGAAGCGGUCGUGGAGGACCAGGAGGAGGAAGCGCAGGGGACUGAGGCGUCGGGGGAGGCAGCGGAGGCGACGCACGAGCGGUGUCUGCGGAGGGGGACCGAGCAGCGAGAGGCAGCGUCCGGCGCCUGGUUCGUGCGCCCGGACAGAGCCCCGGGGCGGGACGGCGUGGGAACGCGGCUGGUCGGCAGGGCACCACGUCCUCGCCACCAUGCUCCGACUCCUCUUGGCUUUCUUUCCAGCCAUCUUUUUGGAGAUGUCCCUUUCUCCCACAAGCCCGGACAGGAAAACGUUGCUGGCAAGUGCUUCUUCUCAGCGGUCUGUGGCCAGAAUGGACGGAGAUGUGAUCAUUGGAGCCCUCUUCUCCGUCCAUCACCAGCCCCCCGCCGAGAAGGUACCCGAAAGGAAGUGUGGGGAGAUCAGGGAGCAGUAUGGCAUUCAGAGGGUAGAGGCCAUGUUCCACACGUUGGAUAAGAUCAACGCGGACCCGGUCCUCCUGCCCAACAUCACCCUGGGCAGCGAGAUCCGGGACUCCUGCUGGCACUCCUCGGUGGCCUUGGAGCAGAGCAUUGAGUUCAUCAGGGACUCUCUGAUUUCCAUUCGCGAUGAGAAGGAUGGGCUCAACCGCUGUCUGCCCGAUGGCCAGACCCUCCCCCCAGGCAGGACUAAGAAGCCCAUAGCUGGUGUGAUCGGCCCGGGCUCCAGCUCCGUAGCCAUUCAAGUCCAGAACCUUCUCCAGCUGUUCGACAUCCCCCAGAUCGCCUACUCUGCCACCAGCAUCGACCUGAGCGACAAAACUUUGUACAAGUACUUCCUGAGGGUUGUCCCUUCUGACACUUUGCAGGCGAGGGCGAUGCUCGAUAUAGUCAAACGUUACAACUGGACCUAUGUCUCUGCAGUCCACACAGAAGGGAAUUACGGUGAGAGUGGAAUGGACGCCUUCAAAGAGCUGGCUGCCCAGGAAGGCCUGUGCAUCGCGCACUCCGACAAGAUCUACAGCAACGCCGGCGAGAAGAGCUUCGACCGGCUCCUGCGCAAGCUCCGCGAGCGGCUCCCCAAGGCCAGGGUGGUGGUGUGCUUCUGUGAGGGCAUGACAGUGCGUGGGCUCCUGAGUGCCAUGCGGCGCCUGGGCGUCGUGGGCGAGUUCUCCCUCAUCGGAAGUGAUGGAUGGGCAGACAGAGAUGAAGUUAUUGAAGGUUAUGAAGUGGAAGCCAAUGGGGGCAUCACGAUAAAGCUGCAGUCUCCAGAGGUCAGGUCAUUUGAUGAUUACUUCCUGAAACUGAGGCUGGACACCAACACAAGGAAUCCCUGGUUCCCGGAGUUCUGGCAACACCGCUUCCAGUGCCGCCUGCCAGGACACCUUCUGGAAAAUCCCAACUUUAAAAAAGUCUGCACAGGCAAUGAAAGCUUAGAAGAAAACUACGUCCAGGACAGUAAGAUGGGAUUUGUCAUUAAUGCCAUCUAUGCCAUGGCACAUGGGCUACAAAACAUGCACCACGCCCUUUGCCCCGGGCAUGUGGGUCUGUGUGAUGCCAUGAAGCCCAUUGAUGGCAGAAAACUCCUGGACUUCCUCAUCAAGUCUUCAUUCAUCGGUGUGUCUGGAGAGGAGGUGUGGUUCGAUGAGAAGGGGGAUGCUCCUGGAAGGUAUGACAUCAUGAACCUGCAGUACACCGACGCCAGCCGCUAUGACUACGUACACGUGGGAACCUGGCAUGAGGGCGUGCUGAACAUUGACGACUACAAAAUCCAGAUGAACAAGAGUGGGGUGGUGCGGUCGGUGUGCAGCGAGCCGUGCUUAAAGGGCCAGAUUAAGGUCAUACGGAAAGGAGAGGUGAGCUGCUGCUGGAUCUGCACGGCCUGCAAGGAGAAUGAGUUUGUGCAGGAUGAGUUCACCUGCAGAGCCUGUGACCUGGGAUGGUGGCCCAAUGCCGAGCUGACAGGCUGUGAGCCCAUCCCCGUGCGCUACCUGGAGUGGAGCAACAUCGAGUCCAUCAUAGCCAUCGCUUUUUCUUGCCUGGGCAUCCUGGUGACCAUGUUUGUCACCCUUGUCUUUGUGCUGUACCGGGACACACCUGUAGUCAAAUCUUCCAGUCGAGAGCUCUGCUACAUCAUCCUGGCUGGCAUCUUCCUGGGCUACGUGUGCCCUUUCACUCUCAUUGCCAAACCGACCACCACAUCCUGCUACCUCCAGCGCCUCUUGGUUGGCCUUUCUUCAGCCAUGUGCUACUCCGCUUUAGUGACAAAAACCAACCGUAUUGCACGCAUCCUGGCUGGCAGCAAGAAGAAGAUAUGCACCCGGAAGCCCCGGUUCAUGAGUGCCUGGGCCCAGGUGAUCAUUGCCUCCAUCCUGAUUAGUGUGCAGCUGACACUGGUAGUAACCUUGAUCAUGAUGGAGCCUCCCUUUCCCAUCCUGUCCUACCCCAGUAUCAAAGAGGUCUACCUUAUCUGCAAUACCAGCAACCUGGGUGUGGUGGCCCCCGUGGGCUACAACGGUCUCCUCAUCAUGAGCUGCACCUACUAUGCCUUCAAGACCCGCAACGUGCCAGCCAACUUCAACGAGGCCAAGUACAUCGCCUUCACCAUGUACACCACCUGCAUCAUCUGGCUGGCUUUCGUGCCCAUUUACUUUGGGAGCAACUACAAGAUCAUCACCACCUGCUUUGCAGUGAGCCUCAGCGUGACGGUGGCCCUGGGCUGCAUGUUCACUCCCAAGAUGUACAUCAUCAUCGCCAAGCCCGAGAGGAACGUCCGCAGUGCCUUCACCACCUCGGAUGUAGUCCGCAUGCACGUUGGUGAUGGCAAGCUGCCCUGCCGUUCCAACACUUUCCUCAACAUUUUCCGAAGAAAGAAGCCGGGGGCAGGGAAUGCCAAUUCUAACGGCAAGUCUGUGUCAUGGUCUGAACCAGGUGGACGACAGGCGCCCCAGGGGCAGCACGUGUGGCAUCGCCUCUCUGUGCACGUGAAGACCAACGAGACGGCCUGCAACCAAACGGCCGUCAUCAAACCCCUCACUAAAAGUCACCAGGGCUCUGGCAAGAGCCUGACCUUUUCCGAUGCCAGCACCAAGACCCUUUACAACGUGGAAGAGGAGGACGAUGCCCAGCCAUCCCGCUUCAGCCCCCCAGGCAGCCCUUCCAUGGUGGUGCACCGACGUGGGCCAUCUGCGGUCACCACGCCACCCCUGCCGCCCCACCUGACCACAGAGGAGACCCCUCUCUUCCUGGCCGACCAAGCCACCCCCAAGGGCUUGUCCCCUCCCCUCCCGCAGCAGCCGCAUCCCCAGCCCCAGCAUCCGCAGCAACAGACGUCCCUGCUGGACCAGCUGCAGGGAGUGGUCAGCAAAUUCAGCACUGACCUCCCGGACUUGCAUGCGGUGCUGGCAGGCCCCGGGGGUCCCGGGAACGGGCUGAGGUCUCUGUACCCGCCCCCGCCACCCCCACAGCACCUGCAGAUGCUGCCCCUGCAGCUGAGCACCUUCGGGGAGGAGCCCGUGUCCCCGCCGGCCGACGAGGACGAGGACGACAGCGAGAGGUUUAAGCUGCUGCAGGAGUUCGUGAACGAGCGCGAAGGGAACACCGAGGACGACGAGCCCGAGGACGAGGACGAGGAGGACGGGCCGGCCGCCAGCAAGCUGACCCCGGAGGCUUCACCUGCCCUGACGCCUCCGUCGCCUUUCCGAGACUCGGUGGCCUCGGGCAGCUCCGUACCCAGCUCCCCCGUGUCCGAGUCGGUGCUCUGCACCCCGCCCAACGUGUCCUACGCCUCGGUCAUCCUGAGGGACUACAAGCAAAGCUCGUCCACCCUGUAGGGAGGUGGUGUCCCCAUGAAGAAGCCAGAUAGCCACAGGGCUCCGACCUCCCUCCUGACGGGUGCAGCAAAGCCCGGGCUUGGAAGGCAAGGCCACCCCUGCUGGGCAAGAGGGAGGGAACCAAGGUCGCUGCCACCUUAAGGACGGAGAGGCGAGAUGGCAAACAAACAGUGGUCCAGGCCAACACGGGUGACUCCUGAAUUAUUCAAAAGCUUUGUCUAGGAAGAAAGGGAAUUAUGAUAAAGCACAAUUCCAUGUGGUAUGUAACGUCUAUUGCAAAAAAAAAAGAAUAUAUAUAUAUAUAUAUAAAACAAAAAAUGAAAUCAACAAAAUAAUCUCUUUUUUUGCACAUUCGUGCACACAUAUAUCCACCCACUCACCCUUGCACUAGCUGGAAGGGGGCCGGCUCCUGUGGUCAUGGCAGUUGAAUCAUUACUUCAUAUUAUGACAAACUAAGGAUGAGAGAACAAGUUCGAAGUGGGGACAGGACAAAGGUCCUUCUCCAUGUCGGGCCUGCAGACGCAGCGUCCUUGGGAGAGUGACCUCAAAGUCGGGCCUCCCCUUCACCCCAGAAGUGGUGCAGGUCCAGCCUGAGGUCACACUGGGAGACAGAUGUGAACGCGGGAAGAGCAGAGUAAGAACAAGAUGGCCACCAGAGCACCCCUCCUGGAAAAUACUAAGGAGAAAGCAAACCCAUCCAUCAACAGGGGCCCUCGAGUAAAAUUAGCACUUGGCUCCCCGUGUUCUGUACUUGCUUAUGAACGGUGAUUUUUGGAAAAAGCACGAUCGAUUACUGUGAGAGCUGCAGUGACCUUUAAUGGAUUCACUUGCAUUUGUGCCAAAGGGACUCUACUGCCCUUCAGAGAACGAGGACUCGCCAUGUGGCAAAAAUGUUUCCUUCCUUUUACUGUAGCAAAUAAAAUCAGCCAAUCAGACAUCUAAGGUUCAGUAUGUGUACAACGUGGUGCCAUUGUUUCUCCUGUGUCCUACGGAAACAAACCUAACUUUGAACCUAAUGGCGUACUCAUAGCAACUAUUACUGGUUUAAAUGACAAGAAAUUCCUAUUGUCACUGGCGUCCCCGUAACUAACAAGUGAUUGUGUUCUCUGUGUCCAUGUAUACGUGUGAUUCUACAAUCUGUGCCAUGUAAUGUCAACCUAACUGCAAAUAGAAGACUGUCUUUUGGAUAUAGCGUAAAUAUUUUUUAUGUUCCGAUAAUGUUUUAUACAUCCUGGUCCCCAGUGUCCAUGGAAACUCUUGGAAGGUUUGAGGACUGAGGUCCAGGGUUCCUCACAUGCAGCUCAGACGGAAAUUUCUCUUCUAUGAGGGAAUGUAUUUUUCAGCUAUUCUGUGGUGUGUGGGAAUGUUAUUGAUGAAGUGGUGUGAUGAUUUGUUAUACUAAAAACGGUCACAAAAACCGUGGGCGACAAUAAAAAGUACAUUUUGUAAACUUGCACACAUCGUUAUUAAAGUGUAAGAAUGAAAAGAUGGUAUUUAGAUGACUUCAGGUUCAGAUUAAAAAAAAAAAACUUUCCACUGCUAGGUGAGUUUGAUGGUCUAGCAU
Molecule: messenger RNA, 5588 nt
Organism: Jaculus jaculus (lesser Egyptian jerboa)
Lineage: Eukaryota; Metazoa; Chordata; Mammalia; Rodentia; Dipodidae
Gene: Grm1
Product: glutamate metabotropic receptor 1
Exons: 9
Coding region: 428-4024 (1198 amino acids)
Biological process (GO): regulation of synaptic transmission, glutamatergic; G protein-coupled glutamate receptor signaling pathway
Cellular component (GO): postsynaptic density membrane
Molecular function (GO): G protein-coupled receptor activity involved in regulation of postsynaptic membrane potential; adenylate cyclase inhibiting G protein-coupled glutamate receptor activity
Source: RefSeq, a predicted model, not a curated record